AUUAUUUUAUAGUUUCUUAUUGGAAAUGGUGUUAGUUUGAAGAAUAUAUGUAUGCAUGUGAAUUUUCCUUAGCUUUCUGUUUUAGAAAUUAAAAUUAUUAGAUUAGGAAUAAGAGUCUUAUUAUUAUAUUGUAUCUUGAUUUCUAUAUAGCUAAUAUUAUAGUAACUAACAUGAUAGCUCAAGAAAAUAUGGAUCGGAAAUGGAUGUUUGCUAGUCGAUUAUCAAAAGAAUAUGAAGAUGGGGUGAAAGAGUUUCAUAGAUUUGCAGUUGAGCAUGCAAAAAACCCUAGUAGAAUCAUUUGUCCUUGCUUGAAGUGUUGUCAUUCAAGGGUAGUGAACGCAGAUGAGUUAGAAGCACAUUUAGUAUGCAACGGAAUUGAUAAAAGUUAUUCAUGUUGGACCAAACAUGGUGAAAAUCAAAAAAAAUGAUAUAGCACAUAAUGGGCAUGAUAGCACAAGUUAUGCACCACAAGAGACUGACACAACAUAUGACUUAGACCAAGUUGAGGAGAUUGCAAACAUUAUUGAAGAGGAUAUGCGAGAUUGUCCUCAAAUGUUUGAUAGGUUGACAAUGGAUGCAAAGACACCACUGUAUAAUGGAGAUAAUUUAUUAUCUUGACCCAUUGGCGAAAGACAUUAAUAUGAGGCAAGAUUUGAAGAAGUUGUUUGACAUGGUUAUACAAACCUACCGAGCUCAAAGAGGGUCUAUGGUUUCAAAGUCUAAGUUAAGCAAUAUCAAAUGGACACCAAUUAAGUGUCCAAAACAAUCCAACGGCCAUGAUUGUGGGUAUUACAUUUGUCGAUAUAUGAAGGAAAUUGUCACAUAUUGUGAAGGAGGGACAAUUCCAAUAGAUUAUUUUCCUAGUUGCAGAUGUCAACAAUAUUCUGACAAUCAAAUCAUUGAAGUCAGGGAAGAUUGGUGUUUUUAUCUCAUUAGUAAAUGUUUAUAGGUUAGUUGUAUAAUUCCUUAUAUAACAAAAUAGGGAAGGUUAGGAACAAUGUUUUGUCUAAAGUGUUUUGGCUCCACAGUCUAGCAAAAAUGGAACAUGAUGGAUGAGUACUACAAAUAUUAGUUUUUUUUGCUAAUUUCUUUCAUGUAAU
This is a messenger RNA of Vigna unguiculata (cowpea), 1100 nucleotides long. RefSeq lists its product as uncharacterized. The record is from RefSeq and is a predicted model, not a curated record. NCBI's taxonomy places the organism in Eukaryota, Viridiplantae, Streptophyta, Magnoliopsida, Fabales, Fabaceae.